Molecule: messenger RNA, 2615 nt
Organism: Candoia aspera
Lineage: Eukaryota; Metazoa; Chordata; Lepidosauria; Squamata; Candoiidae
Gene: LRRC47
Product: leucine rich repeat containing 47
Exons: 7
Coding region: 1-1791 (596 amino acids)
Biological process (GO): phenylalanyl-tRNA aminoacylation
Molecular function (GO): phenylalanine-tRNA ligase activity; RNA binding; protein binding
Source: RefSeq, a predicted model, not a curated record
AUGGCGGCGGCGGCGGCGGCGGCGGAGGGGCGCGAGGAGGCCUGGCCCGAGCUGGCGGCGGCCGGGCGGCGGGAGCUGCGCCUGGAGGCGGGCGCGGCGCUGGAGCGGCGGGUGCGCGCGGCCGGGGGGCGGCUGCCGGGCGCGCUGGGCGAGCUGGGCGCGGCGCUGCGCUCGCUGGAGGUGCGCGGCUGCCCGGCGCUGCGCGAGCCCGGCCCGGCGCUGGGCCGCCUCUCGGGGCUGCAGGCGCUGGCGCUGCCGGGCUGCGCGCUGGGCCCGGCGGGGCUCUCCGGCGCCGGGGCGCUGCUGCCGGCCGCGCUGCGCACGCUCGACCUGUCGGACAACGGCCUGGAGGAGCUGCCGCCGCAGCUGGGCGGCGACGGGGCCGGGGCCGGGGAGGAGGCGGCGGCGGCGGGCGCGGCCGCCCUGCCCGAGCUGCGCCUGCUCAACCUGCGCCGCAACCGGCUGCGCGCGCUGGGGCCCGGCCUGGCCCGCGCGGCCCCGGCGCUGCAGGAGCUGCUGCUGGGCGGCAACCGGCUGCGCGCGCUCCCGGGCCCCCUGCUGCCCCCGCCCGCCCCGGGCGGCCGCCGCCCCGCCCCGCCGCCGCUGCCGCUGCUGGGCGUGCUGGAGGCAUCCGGGAACGAGCUGGAGCAGCUGGGCCCCGAGGUGGCCCUCCUGGCGGGGCUGAAGACUUUGGAUGUCUCGAAUAACAAGCUCUCCGAAGUCCCGGCGGAGCUGGCCGACUGCCCGAAGCUGAAGGACGUCAACCUGAAGGGCAACGCCCUCAAGGACAAACGGCUGGAGAAGAUGGUGAACGGCUGCCAGACCAAAUCUAUCCUGGAGUACCUGCGUGGCGGGGGCCGAGGCGGGGGCCGAGGGAGGAGCAAACCGGAGGGGGCCGAGAGAGUGGAGGCGAGGAAGAAGAAGCGGGGGAAGAACAAGAAGAAAGGAGACGGCAGCGACGACGUGGACGAUACCCAGAAACUCUUUGUGAAAAUUCUUCACGUCUCCGAGAACCCGGUGCCGUUGGUAGUGAAAGCCAGCCCCAGCGCUAAAGACGUCCGCCCUUACAUCGUGUGCUGCGUGGUGAAAGGCAUGGAUUUCAACACAGGCAAUGCUCUGAAGAGAUUCAUCUCAGCUCAGACAAAACUCCAUGAGGACAUCUGUGAGAAACGAACAGCGGCCACCAUCGCAACGCACGACCUGCAGCUGGUGAAAGGGCCGCUUCUCUACGAGGCUCGGGCCCCCGACGAGUUGAAGAUCGUCCCCCUGGGCCGGAAGGAAGCAAAGGCCAAGGACCUCCUUCGGCAGCUGCAGACAGAAGCCGAGGAGCAGAGGAAGCAGAAGAAACGGCAAAAUAUCUCUGGAUUGUACAGGUAUCUUCAGCUACUGGACGGGAAGGAGAGCUAUCCCUGCCUGGUUGAUUCCGAAGGCACCAUUAUUUCUUUCCCACCUAUCACGAACAGUGAGAGGACAAAGCUUGGGAAAACAACAUCAGAUCUGCUUCUGGAAGUGACCAGUGCUACCAGCCUGCAGCUAUGUAAAGAUGUGAUGGAUGCUCUCAUCCUGAAAAUGGCAGAGUUGAACAGGCUGACUUUGGAAAAUAAAGACGGGGACGCUCCCCACGACUCCAGCGAGAUUCUUCAGCCUGAAGCCUCGAGGCCCGAGGGUGGCUCCCGAAACGCCCCUCUGAUCUUGGAACAGGUCCGGGUGGUGGACACAGACGGGAACUUGAAAGUCCUUUAUCCUUCAAAAACGGAUCUGCAUACACCUCUCCUGACAGUCGUCCCUUAAGCACUGUUGGUUUCCCUCUUCGGAUGGGGAAAUACUUCGCGCUGUGGGUGUCACCGGAAACUUUUAUUGAGAUGGCAGGGAGGCCCAGCGCUCUGCUCCCUCGCCAGUGACGGUGGGAAGCUCCGCACUGUUUUCCGCCGCAUGAAUCUGAGGCCUCUGGAGAGAUGCAGACGGUCCGCUUGCUUGGCCCCCCUGCUCAGACCUGGGGUGAGUGUGAAACCCUUGCAAAUGAAGGCGCUCUGGAGUAGUUACUUUAACAAACCGAUUGGCCCCCGUGCUGUGGACAUAACCUGCUGUGCUGUGUGGCUUAUUCCUUCCUUGGGAAAGAAACAUCAUCCAGGCAUCUGGGCUCCUGUAGAUCCUGUGCGGAGGCGGCCCGGUGAUAAAUCACUGGAGGAUGGAGGCCGGAGUCCCAUUCUCUCCCCCCCCCGUAAUGUGGCUUCUCCAGAAGGAGUGGGGUGCUGUAUGUGCCCUGUGACCGGGGCGGGGUGUCCCCAAUGGCCGCAAGCCUCCCCUUCCAAAAUGCAUCCAGGACUGACUGAGGGCACUCCGCCAUUUCCAUUUCACACAAUCUUGGUGGGUGCCGUACGUGGAGCUAGCAAGAACAGCACCUGCGGUAACAGAACUUCCCUUCAGGACAGCCCAAAGAGGAGGGGCCGUUUUUUAAGUUGAGUUUCCAACCCCCCUCCCUCCCAAAACACCCCCAAAUGGCAAGGCAUUGGGGAGCAGCGAGGCUGGGAAAAGUACAUCAGAAAUAAAAGCUGUCCGAAUCUCAGGCUUUUAAGGUGCCGAUAAUCCCAAAAAAGAAUAAAGCAGUCAAAAUC